Molecule: messenger RNA, 1104 nt
Organism: Brassica rapa (field mustard)
Lineage: Eukaryota; Viridiplantae; Streptophyta; Magnoliopsida; Brassicales; Brassicaceae
Product: replication protein A 70 kDa DNA-binding subunit B
Source: RefSeq, a predicted model, not a curated record
AUGAAUAGGUUGGGACUUUUGUUACCAUGGGCACUAAGUUGUAAAUACUGCAACAAAAAGGUAUUUCCUACAACCAAUGUUGAUGACGAUAUGCGUCCUUUGUUCUACUGCAAUACCUGCGAUAAAGAACACAUCAACGUCAUAUCCAGGUUUAAAUUAAUUGCCAAUGUUAAAGACGAUUCCGGUGAGGCAAACUUUCUUUUGUUUGAUACCAACGCUCAGAUGAUUGUGCGUCGUGCAGCUGCGGAACUCUACGAUGAGGAUGAAGAUCCCGACUUCUUACCAGAAGCAGUUAGCGACCUCUUUGGCAAGAGAAUGCUUUUUGAAAUUUCAGUUGAUUCUGAUAACAUCAGAGGAAAGAGCUCUCAGUAUCUUGUUUGUUGUGCUAAUGAUGAUCGUGAAAUGAUUGAGGAAUUUGCAGCUUUGCCUCACAAACCGGUUUUGAAGUUGCACGGCUCCGACGAGAUUUCCGAUGGUUCUGGUGGUUCUUCAGCAACUCAUGUGUCUAAAAGAAAAAGCAAAGGAGAGGAAGACAAUGAUUUUGAGGAUCAACUCUCUGUCAAGAAGAAACAGGGUCCAAAGAAAAUCAAGGGCGAGUGAAAAUCGCCCAGUGCGCUUUGGAACGUUGUCAACUCUGUUUUUAUUUCCAGACAAUAUGGCUUUGUCGUAUUUCAGCAUUGUUAUCUCUUGGAUUUGCCUUUUAAUAUUUUAGCUUGGGAUUUUUUUUUAAUUUUUUAAAAAUUACUUAUGUUGAAACUGUUUUAUUGGCUUUCGGUGUUAUUCAUUAUUUUAUUUAGAAUAAAAACAUAUUGUCUUGUCUUUUCUCUUUCGGUGUUCCACAGAAUUACACAUGAUAAUUGGCAAGUUUCGAAACAGUUUUAUCAAAAUAAUUGCCCACGGUUUAGUAAUAAUUUGCUAGAAGAGAUUAAAUUAGGGCAAUUGUCAAUAAUAGCACCUUUUGAAGUUUUCCUCCCCAAACUAGCACUCAGGAUCAGAAAUCACAAAAAUAGGUUUCAUUAAAGAUGUAAUUUACCUUUGUACCCUUUGUUAUAAGAAUAAAAAAAAAACAUUUCAUUUCAUUCGAUCGCGAAUCGUGUCGUCUCC